This is a messenger RNA of Plasmopara halstedii, 855 nucleotides long. RefSeq names its product dead deah box rna helicase. The record is from RefSeq and is a predicted model, not a curated record. Gene Ontology annotation, cellular component: microtubule. Lineage: Eukaryota; Oomycota; Peronosporomycetes; Peronosporales; Peronosporaceae. The coding region runs from base 1 to 855 and encodes 284 amino acids. Gene Ontology annotation, biological process: positive regulation of protein polymerization; microtubule bundle formation; microtubule polymerization. The transcript has 5 exons. Gene Ontology annotation, molecular function: tubulin binding.
AUGGAGGAGACUACACCUCCUCGAGAUGCCGCAGAGCAGACCACUCUAGCACCUCCAACGCCGACGGCUUCUACAUCUCACAAGUUGAGCGUGUACUCGCGGCUGUACGACCCCAAAUCGUACACAGGUGUAUACAAAAAACGCUUUGAAGACGAAUGCAAUGACCUCUCGGAGCUUGUCGUGCACGACCUAUCGAAUACCACACGUACGAAUCUCAAUCACGACGUAAGUCGUACAAAGCAGCGAAUGACGUCGAUUCCGAACAUUGUCAACAGUAGCUCCCUAAGGAAUUGUGCUGCUCCCUCUACGAUAAUUGCUCCGGUCAUUAAUCCAACGUCCACAUCUCCUGUGAAGGAGAAGAUUUAUGGAGACCCGAACGACCCUCAUACACUUUUGAAAACAGUGUUUCAUUAUUACUGUCGCUUCGGAAGGACUGGUCCAAAAGGACUUGGCGAAAAGACUCUUGAUAACUCGAAUUUUGUCAAGCUGUGCCGUGACUGUCCUGAUCUGCUUGACGAUUUAUUUGGUCAAACAGACGUGGAUCUUAUUUUUGUAAAAGUUAAGAAGAAGGGUGAGCGCCGAAUCAAUUACACGCGAUUUCUGGACGCUCUUGGCAUGAUCGCCGUUCAAAAAUAUGGAGAUAUGCCACUUGAGGCGUCAGUGCCAAAGCUAUUGGAGGCACAUCUCGCACACUUACAUUGUCUACUUGAAUUUACUGACGGCAAGACGGUCCAGGCCGUGUGGCAGAAUCGAACACAUCACAAUGAAAAAAAUAUAGUAGACGAAGUGUCUCCACCUGUGUGCCAGAUUGGACGACAAGUAGACGACACCAUUACCGAUCAAACAUUUUCUUAG